Messenger RNA from Podarcis lilfordi (Lilford's wall lizard), 6195 nucleotides. NCBI's taxonomy places the organism in Eukaryota, Metazoa, Chordata, Lepidosauria, Squamata, Lacertidae. The record is from the annotation of a GenBank genome assembly.
AUGGACAGAUCAGACAACCCGGUUGAAAUACCAGCCCUGGGCCGCCCAUUCCAGCUGGGGAUGCUGUACGACUGUCGUGAAGAUGCCCUCAUCCCAGGUAGAGCUGGUGCAAGGAAGAGCUUAUACAGUGGUACCUCGGGUUAAGAACUUAAUUCGUUCUGGAGGUCCAUUCUUAACCUGAAACUAUUCUUAACCUGAAGCACCACUUUAGCUAAUGGGGCCUCCCGCUGCCGCCACGCCGCUGCUGCAAGAUUUCUGUUCUCAUCCUGAAGCAAAGGUCUUAACCCGAGGUACUAUUUCUGGGUUAGCGGAGUCUGUAACCUGAAGCAUCUGUAACCCGAGGUACCACUGUACUGAAAAACAAAAAUUACUCAUAUCAGGAUUAGCAGUCGGCCCAAACAGUGCAGUUUUAGUCCUAAAUGUGCUCUUCAAAUUCAUGUUCAACAUCCCUUACUGUCUGCUUCCACAUCUUUUGCCAAAGUUUGUGUUCCUUUAUGUUCUCUUCAUUUAGACAAGACUUCCAUUUAUUAAAAAGAAGUCUUCUUGCCCCUGAUAGCAUCUUUGCUCCUUAACCUUGCUGGCAUCAUCUUGGCCCAAAUAAUCAUCAUCAACAUCUGCCAAUAAAGAUUCAGCAGGUCUUCUAUAGGUUGUCUACUUUUCUCCUUGGCUCAGGAGGGACACAUAACUCCACACCCUCCAACAUUUCUCUGAUGAAAAUAUCUAUGUCCUAAGCCUAAGGGAAAGUGGAACAUUCAGGGAUCAAAUCAGAAACCGGGAUGGCUUCUGUAAAUCCAAGACUGUCCCUGGAAAAUAGGGACACCUGGAGGGACUAUAAUCCAUUGUGGUGUUCCUGUACCAAUAAGUUAACAACUUUCACCACUGUAACUGUUAUGUGUGCCGGCGUGGUUGCUCAAGAGCGAACAGGCAAGACUCCCACUGGUCUUUUCAAAGCUUUAUUAUCUUUAUAAUAAAGCUUUAAUAUGAGGAAUGGCUAAGGGAGCUGGGCAUGUUUAGCCUGGAGAAGAGGAGGUUAAGGGGUGAUAUGAUAGCCAUGUUCAAAUAUAUAAAAGGAUGUCAUAUAGAGGAGGGAGAAAGGUUGUUUUCUGCUGCUCCAGAGAAGCGGACACGGAGCAAUGGAUCCAAACUACAAGAAAGAAGAUUCCACCUAAACAUUAGGAAGAAUUCCUGACAGUAAGAGCUGUUCGACAGUGGAAUUUGCUGCCAAGGAGUGUGGUGGAGUCUCCUUCUUUGGAGGUCUUUAAGCAGAGGCCUGACAGCCGUAUGUCAGGAGUGCUCUGAUGGUGUUUCCUGCUUGGCAGGGGGUUGGACUCGAUGGCCCUUGUGGUCUCUUCCAAUUCUAUGAUUCUAUGAUUCUAUGAUCUAUCCAAACAUUCACUGUGCAGAGCGUCUCAAUUGCAUGUCUGCUCAGUCGCUAGCAGAAUCUGGGAGUGGGCGGUCCUUAAACUUUCCCCAGCAUAGCAGUCUUUUGACCCCCAUCCUACGCCUCCCCUCUCUGCGCUUAAACCGACUGCGCAGAGAGGGUGUGGGCAAAGGGGGACUUCCUCCCCCUCGCUUUGCUCAGGCUCGGUGUUGCAGCUCUCUCUAGCAUUCUCCGAGCCCUGCAUCCCUUCCCCACUGGAGGCAUGGCUUCCCUCCUCACCUGCGGAAGAGCUGCUAUGCAUGAUCUUUGGAGGCUCCCUGUAACACAGCUGCUCUUCCACCUCUUGCCUCUGAGCUGAUGGCAGUUCCCUGACUAAGCCAAGUUUUACAACCUGUGUUUUCUGACUGCUAUAUGGAAAAGGACAUGAAUCUGACCUUUGGAGAGUUUUUAAGUAAACCAUUAUGAACUUACCAAAGAUGUGGUCCUUUUCAGUGCCGGGUGGGGGGACGGACUAUUUUGGAAGGAGCUCACAAGCACAUAUUUUAAACGUCUGACAGCCUAAAUUUCCACACUUUGCUUUGCUGCAUAUUUUGUGAUUUUAAAUCUGCUGGGGUUCUCUCACCAAAGUGUUUUGUCCCAACUUGGAUCUUGGCCCCCAGGGAAUUCUCCUUAUAUAUACCCAUUUUUUCCGUGCCAGUCUACAACUAGCACCAGCUCUCUAGGGCCUCAAGCAGGAGAUGUUCAAACCCUAAAUGGUGGUGAUUGAAUCUUAUCCCUGCUACUGAGCCAGUGCCCACCCCCUUUCUGAGGCCUGUACAACAGAUGCUCAUGAAAUGUUCACACUUGUUCCACUAUCAUAACUGGUCAAAUAUUUUCCCUGCCUUUUGCCAAGUUUUACAAAACUGCACAAACCUCUUUCUUUGUGGAGACAGUGGGACAAAAUUCAUGAGUGCAGACAUUGUGGACAGUGAUAGCUCUAUUUUAACUCCUUGUUUCUCUGUACAACCUUAGGCAUUAGGCUAAUUGUGUUCUACAUUUCUGUGAACAUACUCAAGCAUUGCAUAUUUCUCUGCUUUAUCCCAGGAAUCACCCUUUGGGACCAGGCCUCACUUCAGAAGGACUUGUGUAUCAAACCGCAACCCAAGGCUGAAUAUGAAAUCAUUGCAUCUGACUCCAUCGAUGAUAAGGCCUCUGCCCUCAAUGUCUCAGCAUCACUCAAGGCCAGUUUUUUGGGGGGAUUGGUUGAAGUGGGUGGAUCAGGCAAAUUCCUUCAAGACACCAAGAAGUCCACAAAACAGGCCAGAGUCACUCUGCAGUACAAAGCUACCACCAAGUAUUCACAGCUGACCAUGAGCCAUUUGGGAACCCAAAAUAUCACUUAUCCAGCUGUUUUUGAGCAUGGCAUAGGCACCCAUGUUGUCACUGCCAUCUUGUAUGGAGCCCAGGCUUUCUUUGUGUUUGACCGAAAUGUCUCUUCUUCUGAGUCUGUGCAAGAGAUACAAGGAAGCCUCCAUGCUGUGAUCAACACUAUUGUAGUAUCUAUCAAAGGGGAAGCAUCUGUUGAGAUAGAGGAGAAGGAGAAAGCCCAAACGGAGAAUUUCAGCUGCAAGUUCUAUGGGGAUUUUUCUUUGGAAAGUAAUCCGGUGACUUUUCAAGAUGCCAUGAAAGUCUACAGAGAUCUGCCCCAAAAGCUCGGGGAGGAUGGAGAGAAGGCUGUGCCUGUCAGAGUUUGGCUGUACCCACUGAGCAAGCUAGAUUCCAGAGCAGCUAAGAUGGUGCGUGAGAUCAGCUUAACACUGAUCUUUGAUGCUCAAACUGUCUUGGAGAAACUGAAUGAAAUCAACAUGCGAUGCAAUGAUCUGGCUAUGAAUCCUGUUGCAGAAAACUUCCCAGAAUUCAAGGUGAAAAUCAAUAGAUUCAUGGAUCUGGGCAAGCAGCACAGGCAGACCUUCCAGAAACACCUGGCGGGAAUCCUGCCUUUGAUCCGGGGAGGGGGGAAAGAGGAAAGUGUUCUGGUGGACAUUUUAAUGUCCAUUAACCAGUCUCCCUUCAACAGCCAAAGACUCAGUGAGUUUUUGGAUGCCAAGGAACGAGAGAUUAAUUUGGUGAAUUCUUACCUUAUUAUCCUAAGAGGAAUGGAAGUAAUCUCUUCCCAGAACAAACUGGAAGAAAUUGUGCUAAACCCUGUGAAUGAGUUUGUUGUCUCAUUUACCUUCACUUCUUUACAUGAUGAGGAACCAUUUUUAGUCAGCUUACAAGACUGGCUUCAGAAAGAUUUUUUUCAGGAAACAGCAAAUUCCACCAGUGGCCAGUCGACACCCAAGAACAAUAAAGCCUGGUUUGAGAACCAAGAGAGAAUUCGGAAUGCUCGUAAAGCUGCCAAAUCCAUUACACAUUUUGCCCAGGUCAAUAAAUCAAAUGAGAAAACCCGGUUCCUUGUGGCUUCUGUCCCAGACCAGAACAACCCAGGAGCUUCCAUUUACCUCUAUGAAGAUGGGGAGAUGUUCAGCAGCAACUUCGAGCUGCCCUCAAAACCUCUCCCUCCACUGAUUGGCCAAAUUGGACAUGACCAUGUGCAGCUGACAUUUCAACCAGCAGAGUAUGGGAAGGCUUCAAUCUCCAGCUAUCAGGUAGAAUACAAGAUUGCAGGAGAAGAAAACUGGAAUAUUGUGAAUACUGAGGACAGUCAGGAGACAUUCCAAGUGAGAGGGUUGAGCGCAAACACAGAAUACCAAUUCCGAUACAGCGCUAGGAGCAAACCAGGACUUAGUGAGACCAGCAAUGUGAGUAAAUCUGUACAGACACGUCCUACCAGCCCUCCUGGGAAACUGAGAGUGAUAAUCGCAGAGUCUUCCACAAUCACUGUAGCCUGGGAGAGCCCAAAGGUCAUUGGCCAGGGAGCUGUUAUAAAGGAAUACAAAGUGGACUACCGUGAAGAGGCUGGAGAGGCAAAAAGCAAAGACAAAGAUGAAUGGGCUGAAAAAAGAACAGGGAAGAAAACAGAGUUCUGUGAGAUUGAUGGUCUGAAGCCCCAGACACCCUACAGAUUCAGAGUCUCAGUCAUGUGUGACGGUGGGGCUGAGAGUGAGCCCAGCAAAGAGAUUGAGGUUUCCACAUCAUUGGAAGGAGACGAGAAGAGAAUAGGUUGUAAAUACCUCCAAGACAGCACCCGUGUGGAGGAUGGGCCACCAGCAGUGUAUGCUCUGCCACUGAAGCCUGUACAGGAUGCCUCUGGAUCCUGUCUAACAUACCAGCUAGGGAAAGAGAACAUUCAGAUCCCCAACAAAGUGAUUAUGGUGAUGGGGGCAACAGGAUCAGGGAAAACCACUCUCAUCAAUGGAAUGAUCAAUUAUGUCCUGGGUGUGCAAUGGGGAGAUGAAUUCCGAUUCAAACUUAUUCAUGAAAAUACCAACAGAAGCCAAGCUCAAAGCCAAACAUCAGAAGUGACUGCCUACGUUGUCCACCACCGCAAGGGUUUCCAAGUCCCCUAUUCCCUCACCAUUAUUGACACUCCAGGAUUUGGAGACACAAGAGGAAUAGAGCAUGACAAGUUGAUAACAAAGCAGAUCCGGGAGUUUUUCUCCUCCCCAGGGGGCACUGAUCAUAUAGACGCCAUCUGUAUUGUCGUCCAGGCCUCUUCUGCUCGUUUAACUCAUGCCCAGAAAUACAUCUUUGAUUCUGUGCUCUCCAUCUUUGGCAAAGAUAUAAAGGACAACAUCCAAGUCCUGAUCACAUUUGCAGAUGGACAGACCCCUCCUGUUCUCGAGGCCAUUAAGGAAGCCAAUGUACCAUGCGCUAAGGAUGCCAAGGGCACCCCUGUGCACUUCAAAUUCAACAAUUCAGCACUGUUUGCCAACAAUCCUGUGGAGCCUGGAGGCAACUUCAAUUUUAAUGAAAUGUUUUGGAAAAUGGGCACCAUGAGCUUGAAGACCUUCUUUGAUUCAUUCCACACACUAGAAACGAAGAGCUUAACAUUGACAAAGGAAGUGCUCAGGGAGCGAAAAGAGCUUGAAGCUGCUAUUGAAGGGUUGCAGCCCCAAAUCAAAGCUGCACUGGCCAAGCUGGAAGAACUGAGGAAGACACAGGAAGCCCUGGACAAGCAUAAGGUUGACAUGGCGGCAAACAGAAACUUUACAUAUGAGGUAGAGGUAACUGUACCAGUGAAGACGGAUAUAUCUGGCACAGGAAAAUACAUAACUAAUUGCAUGUAUUGUCACGUCACCUGUCACUAUCCUUGUGCAAUUCCUAGAGAUGAAGAUAAGCAUGGUUGUGCAGCUAUCAAUCAGAGCACAGGAAGAUGCAGAGUCUGUCCUGGCCAGUGUGUGUGGAAUGUGCACUUCAAUCAGCAAUACAAAUUUGAAUAUACAACAAGAAAAGAGAGCAGGACCUAUGAAGCACUGAAGCAAAAGUAUGAACGUGCCUCUGGUGAGCUGAUGACCACAGAGAAAUUGCUUAAAAAUCUUAAUGAGGAAUAUGAAGAAGUGAAAGACAUCUUAGAAGAGCUUAUCCAGAAAUCAUCUCAAAGCCUCCAGCGCCUUCAGGCGAUUGCACUGAAGCCCAACCCACUCUCUACCCCAGAGUACAUUGAUCUGCUCAUCAUGUCCGAAGAACAGGAGCUGAAGCCUGGAUAUCAGGAGCGAAUCCGGUCCCUGAAGGAAGUGAGGGAAGUAGCUGAGUUAAUACAGAAAAUUGCCAACAAGGAGCCUCUGCUGCCUGGAGAGCAGAAGCUGUAUGACCAAAUUGAAGUAAAAAAGGCCUCUCGAGGAGGCAAAAUUAGGAAAAUAGGGGAAGCUUUUGUAAACUUUUUUAAAUAA